Actinia tenebrosa (Australian red waratah sea anemone) is the source of this 3775-nucleotide messenger RNA. Its product is annotated as protein zyg-11 homolog B. NCBI's taxonomy places the organism in Eukaryota, Metazoa, Cnidaria, Anthozoa, Actiniaria, Actiniidae. Gene Ontology annotation, cellular component: Cul2-RING ubiquitin ligase complex. The record is from RefSeq and is a predicted model, not a curated record.
GAAAAACUUUCGGGAGGCAUCGACGUAUGGUCGACAUGAUACUUUUACGUUUUCGGAAGCUUUUCGGGCCUUACUCGGAAAAAGGGGGGCUACCCAGCUAUAAACAUAAAAACGAAAAAUAAGGGAAAAAAUUUAUACCUGUUUCCGUCUUUUUUCUCUUUAAAAAUAUCAGUCAAAACUAAAUGCGAUGCGUCCAGGAAGAAUGAAAAGGAGAAAUAUAACUAAGGCUGUAGACUGCUUGUAAAAGAGGCGGAUAAUUAAGGAUUUUUUAUUUUUUUUAUUUCGUAAAAAUGACGAGCACUUUUACAACGGAGUCAUGGAAUACCUUGUCUCCUUUGACACUAGAAGAUAUUUGUCUGGAUUUUAUCUGUAAAAACAUCGAAAAUUUAACGUUUGAAGUACAAGAACCUGUUGGGAACUUCAACAAGUUGGCUUUCAAGGUCCCUGUGUUUUUACAUGAACGACUAGCUGAAGCAAUUGUCAGACAGUURGCAAGCACCAACAGACUGACUUUGAAGGUUUUGACACUAUUUUUAGACAAAACGACUUGCAGAUUGAAAAGGGCUUGUAUUCAGGACUCAAAUAUCCGAGAAAUUGGUCUCAGGCUACUGUUGAUGCAUCAUACAAUCACUGAUUUAGAUUUAAGGCGGACCGAAAUCACCUUUUCUCUAAAUGUCAUAAGCUCUCUUGAAGGAUAUGAAUGUACUUCCUUUUUGAAGAGACUAAACAUCAGCAGCGCAAAGAAUGGGUUAGAAUCCUCUGCUGUCUGCUCAUUCAAGAAUUUAAUAUUCCUAGACAUCAGUAAAAACAGCAUCACUGAUGCUGACUUAAAGGUGAUUUGUGAUUCCUUGAAAAAGUUGGAAGAGCUUAAUAUUUCCUGUAAUCCAAUUUGUGAAGUUGAAUCAUUUGGUACAGCAAGGCAAAGACUGAAAUCUCUGAAGGCAUAUAAUUGCCCUGUUGCAUGGAAUAACCCUAUAGAUUUUGCCCAGUUUAAGAAUUUAAGGCAUCUGGACAUUUCCAGGAAACCGACACGCCAUAUGUUACCCGGAGAUGAUGCAGAGAAGCUUGAGAUGUUGCUUAGCCAGAGGGAUGCUCUAAAGGACCUUGAGGUGCUAGAUAUUUCAGGGACACAGAGAGUGAUGGAUAGGCCACUAGAGGUGUUUCUCAGUGGUCAUCCAAAACUGACCUUCCUUGGGCUUUGUAAAACUGGGUCUUCAUAUGCCGACUUCUUACCCAAAGAUAUAGAGAUAACAGGGGAAGCAACAGAACAGCAGAUUCUAUCUUCAUUACAAAACUACCCUGACCGAGCAUCCUACAUGACUGAAAGCCUUAGUAGGCUUUUCCACAUCAGCAAAAACUGGACAGAGCAAAGAUUUGAAAUUUUACAGUAUGUUUUGCCUCCGAUGGAGAUGCACCCACAGGAUCUGAGAAUGCAGAUGGCAUCAACGGCAUGUAUAUUUAAUUUGACAAGGAGUGCAAAAAACCAAUAUGAUCUUCACCCAACUAUACUAGGGAAGAUUGCCAGUCUUGUACUUAAAGCAAUGUCAAGCUUCACUAACAAACAUGAGCUUAUAAGAAAUUGCCUACUGAUACUGGAUUCACCACUCAUGCUAAGAUAUGCCAAAUUUGAUUACUAUGAAGCCUGUAUGUCGGCCAUGGAUGCCCUAUGCCAGUUCAUCAACGAUCUGAACAUUGUGAGGCUGGCGACAAAGAUCUGUGCAGUACUCACUGCUAAGAUAUCUAAUUAUGAGACUAUAGCUUUAGGUACGGACAGACAUUUCAAGACACUUCUCAAUAUUGUCAAAGACAAGGUCGAAUCCCAAAGAUCUGACUACGUUCUCAGUCUGACGCUGAGCGUCCUGUGGAAUCUCACUGAUGACGCCCAAUGCACAUGUCAGCUAUUUGUUGAUGGCCAGGGAUUGAAGUUAUUCAUUCAAGUGUUAAAGGAAUUCGGGACAGAAAAUGUUAUCGUGAAAAAAGUCCUUGGGACCCUGAAUAAUGUAGCCGAGGUAGACUUUCUUCGUCCUCAUCUGUUGACAGACGAAUGUGUAGGCUUAUUAAGUGAUUUAUUGGACAGAACUGAGAUACAAGUGUGCUACUUUGCGGGUGGAAUAUUGUCAAAUAUCGCGCUGGCCUGGGAACCACACCUGUCAGUGACUCCUAAUAAAUCCCAGAUUAUUAGGAAGAUGGAAAAGGCAGUACUCAGCUGGGAGACCCCAACAGAAGAAAUGGUCGCCUACAGAUCGUUUACACCGUUCGUACCUUUGCUCAAAUCCAAUAUUACAGCUAUACGGCUAUGGGCUACCUGGGGCAUCCACCAUGUCUGCACUAAGAACCCUGCUCGCUACAUCCCGCUGCUCAUAUCUGACGGGAUCAAAGAAAUCAUAACGAAAAUAUCCCAAGAUGACAACGAAGACGUACGUCUUAAGAGUUUCUGUCAAAAGGUGUGUGAACAGGCAAAAAAGUUGUACCUUAAAGAUGUUGUGAAAGACGACACACCAACACCUAUGGAGCUUUAACUGAGACAAGUUGGACCAACUGCACUCGAAUGGGCCUCCACGAUCUUAAUAUUUAAAGUUCAUUGGCAUCAUUAGCACCCAUUUUACCCAAAAUUUUAAAAGUGGGUCUAGUAUUGUAAGUAGUUUUUGGCUAAUGGUUGCGUAAUGAGUCUGCGAAAGAUGUUGUGCUGUUCCGCAUAUACUGAUUAGGCUAUUUCCGCCAUGCUGGAGGACCAGCUUGAAUUAUGUAUUAUCAUCCAACAUGGCGACCUAUGACCAUAUGUGUAACAAUUUCGUCUCCAGCACCCAUUCUUGCCUUUAUAUUAAAAUAACGUUGAAGCAUUGACUUCUCUUAGGUAUUACUUUUGUAGUACAAAAUUUUGAAUAAUAUUUGAAGAGACUAAUGAAGGUUGUUUUGUGUUUAAUAUCAAAUCAGCUUAGCAAAUGUUGAGCUCUAACGAUUGUAAAAUUGACAUAUCGUGUUUCGUAAUGUCAUUAUUGGAAUAUAAAGCUAUUUCAUUAAAGGUUGGUAAAGGUUUUGUUCAAUACUGCAUACCGAACCCGAAUUGCACUAUGGGCUAUAUGAAUGCCAUCAGCUUCCAUAGACCAAAKUCAAAACUCGUACAUAUGUGAGGCUUAAGUUGUGAACAAAGGAAUCUGGCGUGAUUCGUGACUUUUGAAUCACGCCAGAUUACUUUGAGUCACGCCAGAUCCCUUCGUUCACAACUUAAGCCUCACAUCGGUGCGAGUUUUGAAUUUGGUCUAUGGAAUCUCACCAAAUUUUGUUUGCAGGUUUUUCGGGUAUAUUUUCUUUUGUGCGCACAUUUAAAUUGCUCCACAAUCAUUUGAAGCUUGGUAAACAACWUGUAACAAAACCUUCAUCAACCUUUUUUUUAAAUAGCAGUAUAACGUAUGCGGGUAGAUGAACCGAGGAAGGCUAACAAGAUAAUCUCGAAAGAGCGGUAUGAAUACGCUUAUUCCGUUUUUCUUUAAUACCAAUGUAUAGCAGUUUUGAGAUACUUUUAAUGAUGAAUAGCACGCAAAUUAUAAUUGCGCUCUAUGAUAAAAUUUUCCUAUUUUAGAUCUAUUUAAGAAUUUUAGCUGAAUAAAGAUUUACAGCGAAAUAACUUAGUAAGUUUUCCCGCAGGAAACAACCAAUCUGCGCGCAUUGUAUUUUCAAUAUUUUAUUUUUGACAAAGAAUGUAUUUAAUUCAUAUACUGAAGACAGUUUCUUUCGAAGCUGAAUAUCAAGAAAUAAAAUUAAAUGUUGUCCUUCA